Messenger RNA from Sabethes cyaneus, 4401 nucleotides. RefSeq names its product non-canonical poly(A) RNA polymerase protein Trf4-1-like. Gene Ontology annotation, molecular function: poly(A) RNA polymerase activity; mRNA binding. Bases 782 to 3232 code for a protein of 816 amino acids. NCBI's taxonomy places the organism in Eukaryota, Metazoa, Arthropoda, Insecta, Diptera, Culicidae. The record is from RefSeq and is a predicted model, not a curated record. Gene Ontology annotation, biological process: RNA 3'-end processing. The transcript has 7 exons. Gene Ontology annotation, cellular component: nucleolus; TRAMP complex.
GGAGUGCAGCAGUAUUUUUUUUCUCUCGCCCUUUUUCUAGUGGCCAAAUUUCAUCCUCGCGGAUUCCUUUUUCUCGGUGGACCGGAUUACCAUCAAGGAUUGUCACGCGAAUUGCCCGGUGGUGCACUUAGCUGCAGACAGAGUCCACGGAGUGUGGUGGACGUGUUUAAAUCCGGUUUUUGAUCAGCCGGGCUAUACGAUCGGGGUGCGAGUUGAAGAAGGAAAAAAAAAGCACAGUGGUUCGGUGUGACGUCGCACACCAUUUUUCUUUUUCGUGUUCGGUCGCAAUCGAAAUUCGUCAGUGGCGGACGAAUUUAAACUGCAUAUUCUCCGAUAAGAGAGAAUAGUGAAAACGUGAAAAGUGUUUCGGUGCUCGGUUCAACGAUAAGAAUUAAAGCAGGUUGCCGGCUGGCGGCGUCGUGCAGUGCACCGAAGUGAUAGCCUAAUCGCGCGUUGACUGAUUUCCUGCCUAACUGCAAUUGCAACAGUGUUGUAUGGCAGCAAGUAAGCUGCUGUGUGCUGCCAAAACAAAAUCGGUGCUCGGACACAUCAAGCAUGUAUUAAGUAAGGUUCAGUGAUUCGAACAUUGUGAACAAUUCAGGGGGUUUCUUAGUGUGGGCGGAAGACGUUUCGUUUAAACUUUUGCUUGUGAGGUGGGUUGUGAAAGAAAAAAAAGUGCAGUAAUUGUAGAAAACGGAAGAGGACAGCAGGGAAGUGAGUGAGACGGCUACAUUUAGCCGAACCUAGCCAAGUAGAGCCGGAACUGAUCCGAGCUCAAGUUAUGGAUCCGGCGGUCGCUUGGUUUCAGGAAGAGCAGGAAGGACCCGCGAAGCGUAUGUGGAUGGGCAUUUGGGAAACCAUGUCUGAGUUAGACCCUCCGUUGACUGUACCAGCAGAAAAUCAGAAACCGCAACGUGCCGGAGUGGAAAAGUCCAAUCGCGGCGGCGGUGGCGGUGGAGAGAAUCGUAUAAUUGCUGGCAAUGGUGGCGGUGGUGUUGGCGGUGUUGGCGGAGGAGGUGGCGAUGAUUCACACCAUCAUUCAAACCACCAUCAUCAUCACCACCAUGGCAGUGCAUUAAGUGAAAACAAUAACAACAACAACAAUAAUAGUAACAAUAUUGGUAACGGAAACGGGAACAACGGCAACAACACUCCUACGGGUGGUGGAGGUGGCACUAUUCUAGUCAACAACAGCAACGAAAAGAACUUUAAUCCGACGCGGAAGAAAGCUGGUAGCACCGUUGACAAUAAGGCCAGUACAUACAACAUGAAUAGACAGCAUGGGCGGUUGAUUGGAACUCACGGUGGCUGCCCGUGGCGUCCACCGACCUUCAAGUACGGAAAAGGAAUCAUUGGGCUGCACGAGGAGAUUGAACAAUUUUACGCCCACAUGAUACCGACCCCGACGGAGCAUGCGCUGAGGGUACAGGUGGUUGCGCGGAUAGAAGCUAUCGUGCUGAAUCUCUGGCCAAUGGCCCGGGUGGAGAUGUUUGGUUCAUUCCGUACCGGGCUCUACCUUCCAACGAGUGAUAUAGAUCUGGUCGUAAUUGGCCGUUGGGAUAAGCUGCCGUUGCGAACUCUGGAAAACGAACUGAUCAAUCGCGGUAUUGCGGAACCGAUGUCGGUACGCGUGCUGGACAAGGCUUCGGUGCCCAUUGUCAAGCUGACCGACCGGGAGACGCAGGUUAAGGUGGACAUCUCGUUCAACAUGCAGUCCGGCGUGCAGUCGGCCGAAUUGAUCAAGGAUUUCAAACGCAAGUACCCGGUGCUGGCCAAGCUGGUACUGGUACUGAAACAGUUCCUGUUGCAGCGCGAUCUGAACGAGGUGUUCACCGGUGGUAUUUCGUCCUACUCGCUGAUUUUGAUGUGUAUCAGCUUCCUGCAGCUGCACCCGCGGGCCAAUCUGCACCAGACCACCAAUCUGGGCGUGCUGUUGCUGGAAUUUCUUGAACUGUACGGUAGAAAGUUCAAUUAUAUGAAGACUGGAAUUAGUGUUAAAAAUGGCGGCCGUUAUAUACCCAAAGAGGAGCUACAGCGAGAAAUGAUAGACGGCCAUCGGCCAAGCUUGUUGUGCAUUGAGGACCCUUUGACUCCCGGCAACGAUAUUGGGCGAUCAUCUUACGGGGCCCUCCAAGUGAAGCAAGCGUUCGAGUAUGCGUACAUCGUACUGAUGCAAGCUGUAUCUCCGCUCAACAAAUUCCUCAACGACUGCAAUCGGCAAAGUAUCCUAGGGAGAAUAAUCCGAGUGACGGACGAGGUAAUCGAUUACCGCAAAUGGAUCAAGGAAACGUUCGAAUCAAGACUGAUAGCGACGCAGACAAUUGUGCCGACGAUAUUGAACGACCCGCUGAAUCCGCAUAUUCCGUUGCACCUUCAACCACAGCAACAGCAACAGCAGCAACAACAACCGCAUCAACAGAUUAUCUACACUCGACGGCGCAACAGUUUGUCCAGUGUAGAUACCUCGGAGGAGAGCAUGGACAGUGAUGCGGAUUCGAACUCCGUGUCGAGGGAUAUUUCACCGACCAGUAUAAACCGAUCGCCGGAGCUAGUGCGCGAGAUGCAGCAGCAUGCCAACGGCACCGGUGGGACGGUGGUUGUGCUCACCUCACAUAUUCCACAGCAUCCGCAUGAAGUGCUGAUAGAGGAGAAUAAUGUUAUAAACCUGGCGAUGGCCCAGCAGCAGACUCUGGACGGCAUCAACGAAAAUCAGAUGAUUCCCUAUAAUAUAAACAACCGCCGCAGUACGUCUUCACCGCAUCAGAUCGUCAGCGGGGGUAAGAAUGCACCGAUGAACAUCUAUACUCCUCGCAGCAGUUCGGAGCGAAUGGCCAACAACAAUAACAACCAGCAGCAACCGUCCGGCGGUAACACUCUGGUGCGGCACCAUAGCAAACAUCGACGGUCAGUGAUUGGUUUGCUGGGCCACUAUAUGAUUAAUCCGAACGCUAAUGCCAAUCUGAUGAAUCUGACCAACAGCAACGCCAACAGUGGUGGCAGUAAGGAGGACAAUUUGCACCAGAGCAAUAACAAUGGCAAGGAGCCGAAGCAGCAGACGCCAAGCCAGCCAUUGUACAGUAUGAGCAGCAAAAAGUCUGCCCAGCAGUCGGCUGUGAGUGCUGCAUCGUCCUCUUCGAAGCGCAAGAAAACUAUCUCGCCAACGGACAACAAGAAGGGCGGUCCACUUGGCGGCGGUGGUAGCAACAGUGGCAGCGGCAUGGAUAGCCGAUGAUAGCAUGCGAGGCAUCAGCAUUGUGCACGGUACGUGCACUACUGCUUUUAAUCUGUAACGCUAUCUACCACUACCCCCAGUUCAUUGACGGAACGCUACUAGAAAUACAGCUAGUACAUUUCAUUCGACUCUGCAGACCGGGAAAAGGUCCAUAUUAACGGAUUGUAUAGUGGUUCAGCUAUACUGCUGUAUACAGAAUAUAAUAGGUGUGUAAAAUCUAAGAGAUUUCUUUCGUCGCGGACCGUCUUUGCCAUCGACAUCACAAUGUCGCGUUUACUUUUUGUCUCAGUGUACAGUUGCUCUAUUUGUAUGGAACUUUUAUCAUUGAUACCGAUCGUAGUGCUGCAGCAAGGGGUAGCUAACUCACCCGAAUUUCGCGUGUGAAGUCGUCACUGCCCUCCCUUUCCCCUUUGACUACAGCGGAUGCGCAUCCCCGUCGAAUCCCCAUCACAGUCAGACGAAAAAGAGAAUAGACUAUCAAAGUUAAUACCAGUUAGAGAAAGCUAAGCUUAGUAAUUUUGCGCUAUCGCAGCUGAUACGCGUGAUAGGCCGUGUGAUUAUCGUUUAAUAAUUAUCCAUAAAAGUCAUAACUUUAUGCCCACUACACAUACCUACUUACAUAGACACACAUUCGGAAGAUCUAAUAACCAACGACUGUUAUAGCAAAUAUUAACUAACAUUCUACGUAGCGGCAAACAAUAUAUAUCAUCCUUCUCAAACACAUACACACAUACACAACAGAUACACUCGCACAUUCGGCCGCCGCCGGCCGUUUGAUCUGCCCAGACAGGGCUGGCCAAUUAGUAGAGGGUACUUGUAUAAAUGAAAACAACAAUCUUAACCAACGCAGUUCGGAGUAAUCGCUGUAGAUCUAUCGUUUUAGCGAAGAAACAGAUUUUUGGGUAUCGUGAUUGUUUGAACAUUUUUGUACUCGCCACACAACUGGUGACACUCUAUGCUAGUAAGAAAUAUAAUAUAUACCACGAUGGCAGACAGGAGAGCUACUACAGGGCAGAAGUUUAGUCUAAAUUAAGUACUAUUAUCAUUAUUGCGUUGUUCUAUCGCAUUAGAGAAGGUUUUAUUUCUCGCUCACUGUUGUGCAUCAAUCAUAUCAUGCGGUGUUGUUCGGAAUAGCAGGUUGAGGCGGUUAGGAAGUGAAACCUAAUGAU